ACAUACUUCCGUUUUCACGUAGACGGACGCGUGUUUAUGUAUUUGUUAAAUUUCUACUGAUGUGAACAUUAUGUAAUUAUAUAAUAGAUCUAAAAUUAUUAAAAUGAACUCAAGAGCGAUCUAUCCAGAAAGCUUUGCGAGAAAUCUGCCUUACACUUGUUCGUUGGUUGCCAGCAAAUUUCUGAAAUGUCUUGGAAUUUAUAUAUCAUACGAACUACUUAAAUCAGUUCAUGUGGUACCAUUUUUAUUUCUAGUCCACGUAUUUUCGGCUCUUCCGUUCCUUCUUCUUCAAAAACCAUUUUCAACUGGAAAACACCUUACCAGAAAUGAAUGGUUGAAAAUAUUUAGGUAUUCACUUGGUAAUGUUUUAAUAAAUGUUCUAUGGAUGUUCGGAUUAACUCAAUGUGGUCCUCUUAGAACACUACUCUUGUACGAACAUUCAUCAAUAGUUGUUCUUGCUUUACUUUCUGCUCUAUUCACGAAUUCUGGCAGUCCCGCUAAGUUACGUGGAGGUGUUUUCUUCGUCGUAGCUGCUUUUGGUCUCCUUGCCUUUGAUCACGAUGAUAUGAGAGAACAUGCAGCCCAACACGGUGAUGAUCAUCAACAUAGUGGGGUCGUAUCACACCUGUUUGAACAUUUAACCCAUUGGACUGGCCUAAGCGACCAUAAGGGUGGUGUAAUGCUCUUAUUGCUAACUUUAUGCGCUAGAGUAGGCUACGAAAGUUAUUCCAGAAAAUUAGCUGUUGAAAUAGGUGGAACGAAACGUUUACGUGCCUUAAUUAGUUUCUUUUCGGCCGCAUGGAUGCUACCAUGGACCCUGUUUAAUUUAACAUUCUCAUCUGAAAUUCAAGUGUCCUUUUUUUCAUUGAUAAUACCAUGCCUAUUUGUAGCAAUUUUUGUGUUUGUUGUUGAUUAUUACGUUGAAAAUCUUUCCACUCAAAAAUUGGAACCUCAUCGCUGCGCGCGAAUUACUAUGUUUACAAUAGUUGUCAUAGCUCUUCUUAUUGGAGCUUUUUGGCAAAAUUCAUAUCAACCUGUUACGGAUGUUGCCAACAACACUGCUAUAUUAGAAGAUCAUCAAAUGUCCGGAGGAGUUGUGUUUAGCGUUGUUCUCUUCUUGUUUGCAACUCAAAUAUUAACUGAACCAUCGAGAACAACUAGAGGCAGUUUCAUAGGUUAUUCUCCAGCCGGAAUGCCCUUAUAUAAUUUAAGUGGCGAUGCAUUCCAUAGAACGUCUAGUUCUAUUUUACUUAUUGCAAAGAACGGUCUUAGACAAAUUUUGGAAGAAAAUGAUUCUAGGAAAAUCUUUUAUUUCCUUUGUCUAAAUCUUAGCUUUACAUUUAUUGAACUGAUUUAUGGAGCUUGGACAAACAGCCUUGGCUUAAUAUCGGAUGGAUUCCAUAUGCUUUUCGAUUGUUCGGCGUUGGUUAUGGGUCUAUACGCAGCUGUAAUGAGUCGGUGGGCACCUACUAGGACGUUUUCUUACGGAUUUGAUAGAGUUGAGAUUCUAUCUGGUUUCAUAAACGGCUUAUUUCUUGUCGUCGUAGCAUUUUUUGUUUUCUCUGAAUCCGUGGGAAGGUUAUUCGAUCCUCCCGAAAUUCGAACUGAACGUCUACUCUCAGUUGCAGUGGCCGGUCUAAUUGUUAACCUAUUAGGAAUUGUCGCUUUUAGUCACGGUCAUACUCACGGACACGGUCACAGUCACGGUGGUCACGAUCAUUCGCAUUCUACUUCCCAGAACACAAAUAUGAGAGGUGUCUUCUUACACGUUCUGGCCGAUACACUUGGAUCAGUAGGAGUUAUAGUUUCAUCUUUAUUGAUAGAGAAUUUCGGAUGGAAUAUUGCCGAUCCUCUUUGCUCAUUAUUUAUCGCUGUUAUGAUUUUUGUGUCCGUAUUGCCUUUAUUAAAAGAUAGCUCUUGCAUUUUGCUUCUUCAAGCUCCAUCCGAAUUGGAGGGAGACAUUGAGUCAAAAUUCAAAAAGGUACUUCAUGUAGACGGAGUGCUUGCAUAUAGGAAUGAACACAUUUGGAGGCAUUCAAGCAACGUACUCGCAGCAACAAUACACGUUCAAAUAAGCCCGCAAGCUUCCGAACAAAAAGUUCUCCUGCAAGUUACAGCACUGUUAAAAGAAUUAGGCGUAAGUAAUAUCGCCAUACAAAUAGAAAAGGAAACAUUUUUCCAACAUUUGGCGGGAUUGGGAAAACCUAUAGACGAAGACCUACGACUGGAUAGUAAGCCUAUACGUUAUAAAGGAUCUAUGAAAUCUAUGAUACAUCUUCGGCAAGCUUCAAUGGAUUGUGCCGCUCAAGCGGCUUCGAAUUAUCAAUCUCUAAGGUCGCUGGGAGAGGAAAGUCGAAAAUUGUGCUCCCUAGCCUCUCAUUCAAGAAAAUGGAAUAGAAAGAAUGAAUUGGAAGACGAGUACUACGAUACGAACGAGGAGUACGGAAAUAUUACGGAGGAAAUGGCCUACUCAUCUAAUGGUCGGUCUCCCCUCAGAGCUUCUCAUGAAUUCUACAAUAGCCAAGAAACGGAUAGCGGGUUCGACAAUAGUGCCAACAGUAAUCGGCUCCGGCAUAGCUUAAACAGACCGUUCACUCCUCCUCUCGGCUAUUCAAGAGCGCAUAGUGAAUGUGGAAGAAAAGCCAUGUCUGAAAGAGCCGUUGGAGAUCUCCAAAGAAUAUUAGAGGAAAGUGAACAUAGAAGAACAAUGCUAAUGGAAAAAUUAAGAGAAGCUCAAGAUACAAUUCAAAUGCAGGCCAAGAGAUUGAGCGAAACCGAAACGAUACUAAAAGAUAAUGAAUUUGAAAUGAAUGACCUUCGUUUUAAAACUAAAGAGCAAAAACAGAAAUUAGAAACUUAUGAACAGGAUAAAGAUAGUUAUUUCACUCUAAGAAGUGAACAUGCAAGAUUAAAAGAGGAUAUGCAAAACAAGGUUGAAAAUUUAGAAAUAGAAUUAGCUUCAAUGAGAACUCAAACAAGUUUGGCUCAGGCUGAAGCAAAGAAAAAACAAGAAUUAUUAGAGCAAUCAUCGUUAUCUAUUGCUCACUUAAAUAGUGAUAAUGCCAAAUUAGCUCAAGCUAAAGAUAGUUUAAUGAGGGAAACAAAUGCUUUAAAGGAGUCAUUAGAAUUAUCGAGAAGUAGAAACGAUUGGUGGGAAUCUCAGAAUCGGGAACAUAACGGAGAAACGGAUCGUUUAAGGGAACAAGCUAGAACGUUGUUAUCGCAAAAUAACGAUUUGAGCAAACAAUUAUCGGAUUCUAGAAGAAUGAAUACAGAGAUUAAAGGGGAAAUUUCGAUUGAGAAAAAGGCAAAUGAAGAAUUAAAGGCUGAAAAACAAAAAUUAACUUCCGAAUUAGAGAUGUAUGAAAGGAAUAUAGCGGAUAUGAAAUCUACGGCAUCGACAGCAUGCUCUGAUAAGGAAAGAUACUUUCAAGAGAAACUACAAUUACAGCAUCAACUACAAGAUUCUACUGCUGAAAAUGAACAUUUGAAAAAGAGUAAAAGCCAACUAGAGGAACGUUUCGAAGAAGUUAGUCAAGAAUUGGAAAGGAUAACGAAUGAUACAGCGUCGAAACGAACUCAGCAAACUAAAAUUGAUGAGGAAUUGGCAGCAGUUAAAAAAGUAUCCGAAGUACUCUCAAUAGAAUUGGCAACGACUAAAGCGAGCUUGGAAAAGGCAGCUGAACAGAAUAAAUCAUUAGAACAGAGUAAGACAAUAGCUUUUGAACAGCAUAGUUUAUACGAGCAAGAAAUUCAAAGCUUGGAAAUGCAAAUUGAGAAUAUGAAAAAGUCAAUGGACAGUAUGAAAAGAGAUUAUAAAAAGGAAAAAGAUGGCGUUGGUGAACAUGCUCAAAAACUCCGAGAAGAAUUAAGAUCUUUAAAAGUUGAAAGGAAUCAAUUGGAAUCGAAAUGUCACGAGUUAGAAUCGAGCUUGAAACAAGCCGAAACGAACUUGAGAGAUCAUUCGACAGAACAAUUGAGAGAGAUUGAUAAUUGGAAGUCGAAUGUUGAGAAGUUGACCGCCUCUUCUAGCCGUAAAGACUCAGAGAUCCAGAAUUUGAAUAAAAGAAUUCAAGAAAUGGAGGUCGAAAUCGAUUUUCUAAAGAACGAUCAAUCAGGAUUUAGAUCACAAUACGAGGAUUUGAUGGAAGCAAAGGAAGCAAACACCAGAUUAACAGAAGAAAAUAGGAGAUUAGUUCAAGAAAGAGCUGAAAAUCAACAACUCAUACAACUAUUGGAGAUGCAAAAGAGUAUUUUAGCAAAAACCUCGGAAGGAACAUUAAGUAAGAUUCACGACGCGGAACAACUUCAAUGCAAAGUAAACCAAUUGACAGCUGAAAAUGAUCUUUUACUGGACAAACUGAAAGAGGCGGAAAGGAUAAAAGAUAAUCUAAUUAAACAAAAGGAGGAACGCCUAGCCGAUAGCGAUCUCUUCCUUACGCAAGCCGGUCAAGAAUCUUUCAAUAAGCAAAUAGAAGACUUAGAUAAUGAGAGGAAGGCUUUAGCUGAUCUUAACUCAAAAAUUACAGAACAACUAACAAGAUUGGAACAAGAGAAUUUUAAUUUGAAAUCAAUGACGGAAACUUCCGUCAGUAAAACUGACCUGAGAAGAGUAGAAUUAGAAAAGAGUAGUCUACAAGAGGAUGUGGAAAGAUGGAAAAGGCAAUUUGAACAAUUAGAGAAGAGACAUCAUGAACUAUUAAAAGACAAGUCAAGAACCACUACUUCAGAUACCGACACAAGCAAAUUAAAAUCUCAAAUAAAGCUUUUAGAAAGCUCUAGAAAAAGAGUUGAAGAAGAAUUAGAAGUACUUAAAAGAACAAGGAACGAAAGCGGUGCUAAUGAAAUAAGUCGGCUACAAGGUGAAUUAAUCGAAGCUAAAACCCAUAUUACUCGUCAAGAUUCAUUAAUACGGUCAUUCAAAGAGCAAUCGUUAGAUGAUGCUGGAUCGGAAUUGAGUCAAGUACGUGACGAGUUGAACAAAUUAAUGUUACUCAUGCAAGUGAAAGAAGGCGAAAUUGAGGAUUUAGAUACUCAAUUAAAGGAGGCUAAGAAAGAGAUCGAUAGAAAGGAUUCGGAAGUUCGUAAAUUAAGGGCAAGUUUUGAAUCUAGACAAAAGAACGAAGAAAAUAUUAUAGAGGAUUGUAGAACGGAGAAUGAGCAAAUAGCUCAACUACAAAGGCAAAAGCAAGACUUACGAGCUAAAUUGGAAAUGGCGUCAGAACAGGACGCCGAACAAAUAGAGAGGGAGAUUAAAGCUAAGGAUAGACAAAUUGAGCGGCUAGAAGAGGUAGCGGCUUCUAGCACUUUAAGAAAUUUGGGCCAAAUGCGGCAGAUGGCGACUAAGAGGGGGGUAACAGAUGGCCCUGAGGAAACGAAUAGUUGGGAUAGUUCUAGCGAUGAGGCUUGCGAAAAGUCUAUUUCUAAGAUGAGAGAUAAGUUCGAAGCCACUAAAGAUGUUACAAAUGGUAUUAAAAAACUUCCUAAAAAAUCCUCCUCAACCUCUUCCACCCUUAUAUCUCCAACUAAAAGUUCUGCUGGCAAAACUGUUUCCAAAGCGAUAAAUCCAAUAAAAAGCGUAAAACCUCCAAUAAAAAGUUCCGCCCCUCCAACAUUCCCAAAGCCAAAAGUGAAAUCCAGUACAGACAGGAAUGGUGAUUCUUCACUGACAACAAAAAAAUUUGGACUAGCAGCCUUACGAGAAGCAAAAGGCUCAAAACCUGCAAGGUAG
This is a messenger RNA of Dimorphilus gyrociliatus, 5731 nucleotides long. The record is from the annotation of a GenBank genome assembly. NCBI's taxonomy places the organism in Eukaryota, Metazoa, Annelida, Polychaeta, Dinophilidae.